Messenger RNA from Alternaria viburni, 1509 nucleotides. RefSeq lists its product as uncharacterized. The transcript has a single exon. Bases 1 to 1509 code for a protein of 502 amino acids. Lineage: Eukaryota; Fungi; Ascomycota; Dothideomycetes; Pleosporales; Pleosporaceae. The record is from RefSeq and is a predicted model, not a curated record.
AUGCCUACUCCGAUCACCCUAGCAAGCACGCAGCUUCAAUCCCGCCUCUUUCGCCUACCUAGGGAACUUCGAGAUCUCAUCUACUACCAUUACCUAUACAACGAAGCAGGCCUUACCUACAAUUUCUACACGAACAAACUACAUGUCAAUCUGUCGCUAAUGUACACAUGCCGUGCGGCCGCGCUCGAGCUUCGAGGCCUUGCUCUGCGGCUUAACAAGGUCGUGUUCUGCACAACCUAUCCGAAUGCUACGCGAGCAACUUCGGGCAUAUUUCACAAGGCCUUCGACAAAUUACACGUCCUUAAAUUCGAUCUACUCAACCUCCAAGCUCCACAUCUAAUGACUGAAGCAAUCAAAAAAGAGGUAUCCCUCAAGUAUCCACAGUUCUCACCGGUCCUAGCGACACUAGGAACAGGUUACUGCCGGAGCACCUUGGGAGAGCCAGCCUCGACAUUCCGCGACUUUGUUCAUUUCACUUUGAACCUCUUGUAUGACCGCAAAUACAAUCCUACACUGGGCGGCAAACGUUCGGAACGCCGACGCCGAAGUCUCCGAAAAAUAAACCCAGAGCCCUGGUCAACGCCCAACGAAGGCAGACUCCCACGUGGUCAAGAGGGAGAGUUCGGCUAUUCCACCCGGUGCUACAGGCGCGACCUUGCAGUUACGCUCGACCGCGAACUCCAGCAACUAGCUGACGUAACAGUGACUCCUGAUCGCGUUGAGCGUGUGAAGUACUGCUUGUCCGCAGCAGCAUGCGCAAUACGUUUCCUGAGGUCCCUCCGUGCCGAAACGCGCGAACACGUGCGAAAUGUUGAGCUCAUCGAGAACCGAGAGUCUAUCGCAUUCCCAGAAUGCCACGGCAGGGGUUUUAUACCGUUCUGCCGUGAGCAACCAAAGUUGCGCGUUCAUAGGCGUGUCAGUCUCUGGAGAAACGUGUUCCCCGUAACCACUGGAUUAAGUUACAGCAUAGGCGGGCAACGCUUGAAAGACGAUCGGCUUGUCUCCAGCUACGUCUCAAGCGCGGUCGCGAAGUGGAUGGCAGAAGCGUCUGCAUUACCCUCCCUAGGUAUGCCCGAGGGCUCUUUCAAGCUAACCCUCGAAUGCGACUCCGCGCCCGAAGAGACGACAGAGGUCUUCAACGUCGUACAGCGCGAUGCCGCCUGGCAAACUGCCCUGGACCUGAGUUACGCACGGCAUCUCCUACCACAGCCCGAUUGGCGCAUUCGCAGACUCCGCAGCGCAUACCUAUAUGAGGCCUUCCCCAAGCUGCUAGAGCAAGUCACCAAUGGCGACCACCCUUUUAUACAUUGCGAUUUCCACCCAGGCACAGUGUGCGAUCCGGAGGACAUAAUACGCGAGCGGAGGGGCGACUCAUCGCAACAAUGGCAUCAAGCCUGGUUCAAUUAUACGCCUGGAGAGUUCCAAACACCCGCCAACAUGCCGCCGUGGCACAAACUACGCGCUGGCUAUAUAGUUUGGGAUGUUUAUGGAGGAGCGCGAUAUCACUGA